Messenger RNA from Colletotrichum acutatum, 1833 nucleotides. Its product is annotated as bZIP transcription factor. The record is from RefSeq and is a predicted model, not a curated record. NCBI's taxonomy places the organism in Eukaryota, Fungi, Ascomycota, Sordariomycetes, Glomerellales, Glomerellaceae. The transcript has 2 exons. Gene Ontology annotation, molecular function: DNA-binding transcription factor activity. Gene Ontology annotation, biological process: regulation of DNA-templated transcription. The coding region runs from base 1 to 1833 and encodes 610 amino acids.
AUGGUCUCAACGUACCAGAUGCCGUCCUUCUACAGACCGACACCUUUGACUGUAGACACAACACAAGCGCAAAAGUACUACGAAGAGGAGGACCACAGCAUCCUCGACGAAACCAUCUUGGAUCACAGCGCACUCGACUCGGGCCUGGAAAUGUCGCCUCCUAUGGUUGAUAGCAGAAGAGAUUCCUUCGCCGUUGGCGGCUCUCUUUUCUCACCAAAGACGGAGGACUGGCAGUCAGUCGAUAUGCAAUCCGUACCAUCCAACAACCCCUUCAUCGAGCAGCAGCACAACAACAACCCCUUCAUGCGCCUGGAUCAUGCUCAGCCCUCCCCUUUCGCCCCUCAAGGCAACGGAUGGUCCCUGAGCAACACCUCUGGCUCUUGCACCCCCCUCCAGCAAUUCGAUGGCAUGCCGGCUGAAUACGACAAUGGCGCUCCCAUGUUCCAAAGACCCGUCCCGGGUCAGACGCCCUUCACCAACCCCACCGGUCAAAUCAACAUGUUCGCACCCAUCGGAUCAGGUAACCAGUCCAUUCCAACUUCACCGCAAAAGGGAUGGAUCGGUCAGACGGAAUCUAUGGCCAAGAAGAUGCGCCCUGGUAGCCCUACCAUCCGCUCACACAACGACAUGAGAAGGGGUGACGGCAUCCGCAAGAAGAACGCCCGCUUCGAUAUCCCGGCCGAGCGCAAUCUCAGCAACAUCGAUCACCUCAUCGCUCAGUCCACCGAUGAGCAAGAGAUCAAGGAGCUCAAGCAGCAAAAGCGAUUGCUGAGAAAUCGCCAGGCAGCCCUUGACUCUCGCCAGAGAAAGAAGCAACACACCGAGCGCCUUGAGGAUGAGAAGAAGCAAUUCACCGCUGUGCUCACCGACUUGGAGGAAGAAAUGGCCGACAUGAGGAAACAGAUGGAGCAGCUGUUGAGAGAAAAGCAGUUCAACCAGGAGUACAUCGAGUCACUCACCAUGGAGAAGGAAGAGAUGAUCCGCUCUCACACGAUCGAAACGGGCGAACUUCGGAAGAAGGUCAGCGUCCUUACCGACCACGUCCAGCGUCUCGAGAGCGCCGCCAUGACCGCUCCUGCCAACAACAACUAUGUUUCCGGCUACGACGACAUGGACGGCAUGACCAUGCCAGGCAGCUGGGACAACGUCAACUUCCUCGGCGAGUACCCCAUGGAGCAGGAAGUCAAGCAGGAGCUCCAGGUGGUUCCGGCCAAGAAGGCUGAUGUUUCCUUCCCUGUCGACUCCGAGAAGUCUUCCUCCCAGGGCGGCAUCCUCUUCAUGCUCUUCCUCGUUGGUGCCUUUGUUCUGUCAAGCCGCUCUACCCCUGCCAUUCCCCGGGUAUCCGAGGACGUCCGCGCUGAAGCCGCCACUCUCCUCGAGAAUGUGUUCAAGGAUGCCGGCGUGAACGGAGCAUCCAACACCCUGAACGCUCUCGCUCCUCAACCUUCCGGCGGCUCGUGGGUCGACAACUCGGCCAUGCCUAUGGGUGACACCUCCAUGGGCGGUGUGGCGCCUUCGAUGCUCGGCCAGCUUGGCGACUCUCUCACUCAGCCUACCGAUGAACAAGCGAACGAGCAACUCUUUGGACUCUCGGCUGCUCAGUACAACGGCGUCAGCUCGCAGGAUUUCCUCAACAAUGCCCCCGAGCGCACCACCAGUCAAGGACGCAAGAACCUUGCCGAUGCCCUCUCAGCAAUGCGGACCAACAAGCAAUCCGCAGCCGACGUCUACACUAGAUCACUACUUUGGGAUCAGAUCCCCAGCGAAGUUGUCAGAAACUUUGCCAAAAUGGUGUCCGAAAGCAACAGCGCGAAAGCGGGCGCUAACGAAUAA